AUGUGCUGCAAAUCACCAAAGCGUCAAGGAUCGCCCACCUUAAACACGUCGUCUAAAACUGAGUCCAAAGUGGUCCUCCUUGGCGACUCAGGAGUGGGGAAGUCCUCGCUUCUAUGGAGAUUUGACAGGGGAGAGUUUAAUGAAAAUCAUGAAGUUACAAUCGGAGGCGCAUAUUUGGAGAAGAAGGUAGCCUUAAGCAAUGAGAAAAUGGUUGUUCUAAACAUCUGGGACACUGCUGGGCAAGACAGAUUUUUAUCAUUGAUGCCUAUGUAUUAUAGGAAUUCAACUGCAGCGAUAAUUGUAUAUGAUGUCUCAAACCAGCACUCUUUUAGUAGAGUCCAAUAUUGGGUAAAGACACUUAAAGACCAGGUUCCUGAUUGCUUGCUAUAUCUGGUCGGAAAUAAAGCAGACAAAGAGCCUAAAAUGGUUGAUGAGUUUGUAGCUAAGGAUUUUGCGACUGCAAAUGGGAUGGAUUGGCUGGAAACCUCAGCUAAGUCCGCUCUCAACGUCGAUUUAUUGUUUAAAAGAGUAGCUGAAGGAGUGGAAAAGGUGAAAUGAAAUUAA
This is a messenger RNA of Blepharisma stoltei, 564 nucleotides long. The record is from the annotation of a GenBank genome assembly. NCBI's taxonomy places the organism in Eukaryota, Ciliophora, Heterotrichea, Heterotrichida, Blepharismidae.